Molecule: messenger RNA, 675 nt
Organism: Nicotiana tabacum (common tobacco)
Lineage: Eukaryota; Viridiplantae; Streptophyta; Magnoliopsida; Solanales; Solanaceae
Source: RefSeq, a predicted model, not a curated record
AUGAAGGUCCAUCCAAGCCAAGAACGGGGACUCACCGGAACAAGAGAGGAGCCCGGACACAAGACAGAAGACUGCAUCACCCUCAGGCAAGAGGUUGUGAACAUGUUGCAGCAAGGACACCUCAAAGAGAUGCUGAGCAACAAGGGGAAAAACAACUUCUCUAGAGGACGUGAACGCCAAGUUUCGCCAAAGCCACCAUCACCAGCUCGUACUAUCAACAUGAUCAUUGGCGGCAGCGAUGACGCCUCCAUCAAUAGUGUUAAAUUCACUACCACUCACAAGCUCAAAAUAUCUAUCACCCAUGAAGGGUAUGACAGAUUCGAAGAAAUUAUCAUCUUCGACGAGUCAGAUGUCGACAGUUUGACUUUCUCUCACAAUGAUGCUCUUGUCAUUACUUUGCGCAUAUUAGAUACUGAUGUCAAACGUAUCAUGGUGGAUGAUAGGAGUGGAGGGUGCAUUAUCCAUCCCCGAGUCCUCACCCGGAUAAGAGUUGAGGACAAGAUAAUGCCAUGCUGCAUCACACUAAUUGGUUUUAAUAAUGCAGUUGAAUGGACAUCGGGAGAAAUUAUACUCUCCAUAUUGGUCGGAGGUAUAAUACUGGAGACGGCAUUUUACAUCAUGGACCAGGCCACCACAUACAAUGCCAUAGUAGACGACCAUAGAUACAUCCCAUGA